AUGAGUUUGAAUUACACGGAGCCCGUGGAACAAUUGUUCCUGGAUCUCCCUUUGCAAGACGUGAUCAAUGAUACCGCCGGGAUGCCGGUCACCGAACCUUGGGCUAGCGAGUACGUCGACGCCAUACGCGAUGGAAGGUUCGGCGACGCUAUAUGGGCGCGCUACCAUAUAGCAGGGGAUAUGCAGAAUGGUAUUAUCGAGGGCACGAACAUAACAGUGCUUGAGAGUAUUGAGGAAGAUGCGGUGGGGUAUAGGCUGGACGCUCCAGAGGCCUAUGCUGAGGCUCUAUCACUCUACGCAAACACGAGCAGCGCGGAUGGGCACACCGACGUGAUAGAGAUCAUUACGCGCAUUGGUCACGAAGACAUUGCUGAACUUGAGACACGUACUACAUACUCUAUCCGUUGCAGUACAAAUUACCUUGCCUACGCAUCCAGCUGCGUCUCCCUACUUGAGAAUAUGUCUAAGCAGAAGAUAGCGAUAAGUCGCACUCGAGCUGUUGCGAGCUAUGGGAAUUGCAGGAUGAGGGUUGUACCAUAUGGUUCUGGAGCCGAUCUAACAUACUACACCGCUCAUGCGGUGGGCCGACUGAUCGAAGAAGAGUGUUCAUACGUGCCAGCAUGUUGCAGCUAUUUAACUGUCUCGGGUUACUCACCGAAGAAUUCCGGACACCGCAAGGUAUGCCUCAGCAGCAAGAACACAGGUUGUCAUAGCUAG
Molecule: messenger RNA, 717 nt
Organism: Aspergillus thermomutatus
Lineage: Eukaryota; Fungi; Ascomycota; Eurotiomycetes; Eurotiales; Aspergillaceae
Exons: 1
Coding region: 1-717 (238 amino acids)
Source: RefSeq, a predicted model, not a curated record